CCUUUCCAUAUAGUUAAAAGAAUAGUUCUCCCAGUGUCUAUGUUAGGGCGUGUUCUCUGAACCACAGAGCACAUCUGGUGAUGUGCUAGUUGAGAAGGAAGAGUAAAAGACAAAAUGGAGAAUGGAAGAGGACGAAAACGAAUCUGGAAGAAUCUCAUAAUUAUCAGAGGUUUGCCCGGAGUUGGAAAGAAGAACAAAGCAAGGAAGCUCCUCUAUGAAUUUGGAUCUGGAGGGAUGUACUCCGCUUCCUACUACCACGCUAUGUCCAACUGGAACAAAGACUACUUCUCACAAAACCAUAUGUGGAAUAGACGGGAUGUUUUUAGAGCCAUGAAGGAAGAUGUGGAUCCGAUCAUCGUUUACAACUUGCACUAUCGUCUUCAAGACAUGUGGCCCUUUGUCACCAUGGGGAUGCGUCGGGGUGACUAUCAAAUCAGUAUUAUUGACCUUCCUGAAAACUAUGUCUCCAUCAACCAGCUGUACAGCAACUGUCUUGGUAAGAUCCGCAAGCAGAUGUUCAGGAACUGGGUGUAUUUCUGGGAAGAAGCUGACGACAUCUGGGAUGUCUAUCACGACAGCUACUCCAUAUACCGCUGGCAGAAUAGCAGAGAGGAAUGGAACUUCUAGUGAAGACACACACACACACACAUUACCUCCAUUUUGUGUGAACAACUUUUUUUUUUUUUUUUUCUUAGCUUUUUUCUAAACGACACUUUUUAAAGAGUAUCGGUUACCUAGCAACCCCUAGAACCCAACGACAACGACUCUCACUGUUGUACUUGUCUUUCUUACACUGACGCCUGUUUUGGUUGUGUCUGAGGCGUUUUGGUAUAUCAUUUCGUUGAGUAGCUGCUCUUGAUUGUCGUCUUGAAGCCACUGGCGUUUUGAAGUUCAGAACGUGAAACUGUAAACUAUAUAUAUAUAUAUAUCCUAUAUAUAUCAAACUAUAUAGAAAUAAUUGUCCUCAGAUUUAAAAAAAAUAAAAAAAUAAAUCAGGAUUAGUGUUUUGGAUAUUUAUCAUCCUGAUCGAGGUGUAGAUUACAUCUCACAUUUCCAGUGUUCAAACAUGUUAACAGGGCUGUAUGUCUCAAUGGGACUCUGUGCAGCCAAUGGCAAUGUCCACUUCGGGUAUAAUCUCGGGAGUCACUUGCGGAUUUGACAGCAAUAACGGAGUUUCACCUUAAAAAAAAAAAAAAUGAUUUGAAUUCAGUCCUAAA
This is a messenger RNA of Salvelinus namaycush (lake trout), 1217 nucleotides long. Its product is annotated as NEDD4-binding protein 2-like 1. The record is from RefSeq and is a predicted model, not a curated record. The transcript has 5 exons. NCBI's taxonomy places the organism in Eukaryota, Metazoa, Chordata, Actinopteri, Salmoniformes, Salmonidae. Bases 115 to 627 code for a protein of 170 amino acids.